Messenger RNA from Lodderomyces orthopsilosis Co 90-125, 837 nucleotides. RefSeq lists its product as uncharacterized. Lineage: Eukaryota; Fungi; Ascomycota; Pichiomycetes; Serinales; Debaryomycetaceae. The coding region runs from base 1 to 837 and encodes 278 amino acids. The record is from RefSeq and is a predicted model, not a curated record. Gene Ontology annotation, molecular function: heat shock protein binding. The transcript has a single exon. Gene Ontology annotation, cellular component: nucleus; cytoplasm.
AUGGGUAUUCCAUUUCCCGAUAUAGAUCCAUAUGAAGUAUUGGGGGUCGAUAAAGAUGCAUCUCCAAUACUAAUAAAAAAGACAUACAAAAGACUAUGUUUGAAACAUCAUCCAGAUAAGAUCAAACAAUUGAAUCAAAAUGAUCGGUCUGAAGCAGCUUCAGAAGAGGAGCUAUUCACAAAAAUACAGUUUUCAUACAGCAUUUUGAGUGAUCCGGUGAAGAGAAACCGAUAUGACACGUUGGGUUCGUUGUCAGAAUUUAGUGACGAUUAUGAUGAGGAUGGGUUUGAUUGGAAAGAGUACUUCCAGUCCAUGAAUGAGAGAAUUACAGUGGAGAUGAUUGAAGAGGAUAGAAUCAAGUACCAAAAUUCAGAAGAGGAAAAGGAAGAUAUUAUCUCAAGUUUCGUAUAUUACGAAGGUGAUUUCUUGAAAUUGUUUGAAGUUAUACCUCAUUUAAACUUUACUGAGUCAGAAGAAGAGCGGGUGUAUAAGAUUAUUGAGCAAGAGCUUCCCCGCUUGAAAGUAGACAAGUCUGUGACCAAGUCAUGGGAGAAGUACACCAAAAGUAGGAAAACUAAAGUGAAAAAUAUGUUGAAAAAAUUGGCAAAAGAAGCCAAAGAAGCAGAGGAAUUGGAGAAGCAGUUGAAAAAGAAGAACGAGAAACCACAAGAUUUGGCAAGUUUGAUUAAGAGUCGUCAGAAUAAUCGAUUGGAUGGUUUGAUUUCCAAUCUAGAAGCCAAAUAUGGUAAGAAAAGGGGUAAAAAGAGAAGCUCCAAAGAAAUUGAUGAUGAUGAAUUUGAGCGAAUUCAAACAGAGAUGUUGAAAAAAAGAAAGUAG